AUGAAGCUCCCAUUCGUGCUUUUCACAGCUCUAUUUGCCAAUAGCGCUCUCGCUGCGGCACUUCCCACAGAUCAUGUCGACGCCGACAAGGCGAUCCUGCUUCUCGCCGAUGGAACUACCAAAACCAUUGAGAAAACGGAUCUGGCCUCUCACCUCGACGGCAUCUUGCUCGAGGCUCCCACCGACAACAUCCCGCGGUCCCUCAAUUCGACCAACUUCAACGGCCUGCAGAAGCGCGGAGGCCCUCAAAUCAUCAUCCCCCUUCCCGAUCAGGAGUUCCUCGGUUGGGACAUUCCCAUGUCCACCAUUGUCCACGCCAACCAAGCCGACGCAACCGUGGCCAUGGCAGCAGGCCAAAUGAUAGCCAACAGCAUCUCGGUCGGUGCUUCCUUCACUGCGACCGUCGAGAAAUUCCUCCAAAUCGGAGUGACCACAAAUUACCAGUACACCAAAACUAGCACCCUCACCGGCACGGUGACCAUGACCAUCCCGAAGAACAAAUGGGGGGCCAUAGUGAGCAAUCCCUUGACGCACCGGAAAAGAGGUUAUGUUUUCACUGGCUCGCCUGGCAGCGGACAAUUUGAGUACUACCAGGCGGAUUCUUUUACCGACGAGACUUAUACCUAUAAUGCCGCAACGCUGAACUGGGUGAAGGGCGUGGUGACGACGUGUCUGAGAGAUACUUACCCUGUCAAGCGCUGCGUUGGACAGGGUGAGCUCAAAUAA
Molecule: messenger RNA, 726 nt
Organism: Aspergillus thermomutatus
Lineage: Eukaryota; Fungi; Ascomycota; Eurotiomycetes; Eurotiales; Aspergillaceae
Exons: 1
Coding region: 1-726 (241 amino acids)
Source: RefSeq, a predicted model, not a curated record